GAUUGCGUAGAUUAGCAUCCAAAAAUGAAAAGACGCAUCUAUCCCCACGGAUAUCCAGAAUGUUCUAGACAACGCAGGAUAUUUCUUUUUCAUUGGCAUCUAUAGAACACAUAAACAUCUCUGCUUGUGCGAUUUUAGCAUCAUCGAAUAUUGUCAGCACAACACGAGCGAGAGAGAGAGAGAGAGAGAGACUCAACAUGUUCGGAGUGGUUUUUCCAAACCGAAGCUUCCCAAUGGACAUCUCAACCUUUGCUCAAAUCGACACUUUCCACUGGAUCCUCGACAUGAACACUUUCGUCGGGGAGGCCUAUGACCAGGUUCGCGAGCUCUGCAUCUUCCUCCUCAACAGCUUCACGCUCCCGCCGGAUAAGGCGCUCGCCGUUUACAUCCAAUCGCCGGGAUCUCCCUUCGUCUUCUGCGGCGCCGUCACCCUCGCUCGCCCAUCCGCCGUACUCUCACUGCAGUGGCCGGAUCCCGGAGGCUCCGGCGGGCAGCUGCAGCUGACGGCGGACGCACAGACGCUGUCGGCGAAAAUCGGGGUGUCGGUGGAGGACGUGGCGUCGCUGCCGUCGCUGGAUGUGGGGGCGGAGAAGCGGAUCGAACGGAUGGCGAUGAAAGUGGGGGAGAACUUGUUCAACUUCAUGCAAUCAUUUUGCGGCGUGGAUGGGUCGAAGUUGGUUGUCCCUAUGGAUAUCUUGGAUCGGUGGUUCAAAAAGUUUCAGGAGAGGGCCAAGCGUGACCCUGAAUACUUGAAGGGUUUCGCUUUGCCAUUUGUCUACUUGAUCGUUUCAGCUGCAUUGUGAAAGAACAUAAUCCUUCAGCCUGACAAGGAUGGCUCAGAAGAAAAUUUUGGUUGUGGGAUUUUAAUGCUUCCUUUUCACGCUUUGAUUGAUGAUGGUUUCUUUUUCGUUUUACUCUAGAUAUUCUUAAUCUUAUCAUAAAAAUAUGUAGUAAGGAAAAAUAUAAUGUUAGAGUCCCACAUUGAUUGUGUAAGCAACUAGUGUGAGAUUUAUAAGGUCUUGGGCACUCCCACCCUUUGAGCUAGCUUUUGGGGUGGUGAUCCCAUGGGUCCCUAUCAUUUGGUGCUUUCAUUGAGAGUUGGACCGCGGAAAGGGCUAUCUGAUAGGUGGGUGAAGCCGCCCAAAAGGGGAAAGGGCUACCACCGGGUCAGAGUGAAAGCCGCCGUGGACGUCGGCCUUAAAGGGGGUGGCAAUGUUAGGAGUCCUACAUUGAUUGUGUAGGCAACUAGUGUGACCUUUAUAAGGUUUUGGGUACUCCCACCCUUUGAGGCUAGCUUUUGGGGUGGUGAUCUCAUGGCUCCCUAUCAUAUACAUUGGGUUAAGUAUCUCCUGGUUGAUGGGUAAAGAUUGCAGGUAUUUGGUGCACAGAUUAUAUUUUCUUAUGGUGUUUCUAUUAGGAGUGAUUCAUGAAGCUUGUGAUUGAGAAUAUGUUGAUAAUUUAAUUCAAAUCUCACUCAUUCCGCCUUACGACUGUAGUUGCUGUUGGGAUGGGGUUAAUUUGCAUAUAUUUAAUUGUCACCCCUUGGAUGUAUCAUUAACCUGGGGAAAUCACAAAUUUUGGUAUUCCUUUUGCAAUUCAAUAUACAUGUUUCCCACAGCAGUUGAGCUCUUGGAUGUCCCUUCUG
This is a messenger RNA of Gastrolobium bilobum, 1645 nucleotides long. Its product is annotated as protein OPI10 homolog. Gene Ontology annotation, biological process: protein import into nucleus. Lineage: Eukaryota; Viridiplantae; Streptophyta; Magnoliopsida; Fabales; Fabaceae. The record is from RefSeq and is a predicted model, not a curated record. Bases 198 to 803 code for a protein of 201 amino acids. Gene Ontology annotation, molecular function: nuclear import signal receptor activity. Gene Ontology annotation, cellular component: nucleus; cytosol. The transcript has 3 exons.